Molecule: messenger RNA, 1579 nt
Organism: Amborella trichopoda
Lineage: Eukaryota; Viridiplantae; Streptophyta; Magnoliopsida; Amborellales; Amborellaceae
Source: RefSeq, a predicted model, not a curated record
GUCUCGCCUCUUUUCUCUCUCUAACACGAUCUCCCAUUUGUACAGAGUUUCUCUUUCUUGUUCUGAAUCCAGUGGAUCUAGGGUUUCCUUUCGCUUCUGGUUGUCUGGUUUCCACCUUAAGGGCUCUAGGGUUUCAAUUCAUUAGUUGUAGCUCUGGGCGUUUGACUCCCAGGGUUUUACUGUUUUUUACAUGCAUGGCUCUAGGGUUUCGGUUCAUUUGUUUCUUGUCCCGGCUUUUGAUACUCAGGUUUUUGCUGGUUGUUACUUGCAUGGCUCUGGGGCUUCAAUUCGUUUCCUUUUACUCUUGGGCUCUGGUCAGGGUUUCAGAUAGGGUUUCUCCUUUGUUUCCUGGUCUGAAAGCUGGAGUGGCGUGAUUCUCUUGUUUCAUUGUUGCAGUUGUACAGUGUAACUGUUUCAAGGGUUCAAUUUUCAGAAAUUUAUAUCAAAUUUGUCUAGGGCUCCGACUUGUCUCCUCCUUUGCUAUUUCUUCUAUCUCCACUGAUUCACCAUUUAUUAAGUAGCUUGUCUUUUUCCCCCCAUUUUUUCUCGACUUCGCAGUAAUGGUUUCAGUCUUACAGGUUUUGCCUCGGAUUCUCCAAAUUCUGCUACUCUUAGAGGCUCCCUUAUCCUCUAUAUUUAGAGGACUCCCUGUAUUUUGCUAUAUUUCACGGCUUGAAGGUUCAGGGUUUUGCAAUGGCAGAUGCUUCAGCUAGUCCUGGAAGCCCUGAAAGUCCUAACUCUGGGGAACAAAGCCCCCACUCCAAUGUUAGGGAACAGGACAGAUUCUUACCAAUUGCAAACAUCAGCCGUAUCAUGAAGAAGGCUUUACCUCCAAAUGGAAAGAUUGCUAAGGAUGCGAAGGAGACUGUUCAGGAAUGCGUAUCUGAGUUCAUCAGCUUCAUUACCAGCGAGGCAAGUGAUAAAUGCCAGAGGGAGAAGAGAAAGACAAUUAAUGGUGAUGAUCUGCUUUGGGCAAUGAGUACGUUGGGCUUUGAAGACUAUAUUGAUCCCCUUAAGGUUUAUCUGCAGAUGUAUAGGGAGAUGGAGGGCGACAGUAAAGGAACAAAAGGUGGAGAUCAAUCGGCUAAGAAGGAAUCUGCUGGAGUUCAGGCAGGUUCAAGCACACAGCAAGUUUCUCAUCAAGGAUCUUUCAAUCAAGGCAUGAACUACAUGCGUUCUCAGGCUCAGGCAUGAGAUCAAGUGUAGGGGAAUGAAUGCAUGUUGGCUGGACAUGUAAAAUGGAAUCAUAUUUAAGAAAUGUUGGCCUUUCACCUAUCUCCCCAAGAACAUACAUCAUGCUUGUUUUUAUAGAAGCCCCACUAGUAGAUCUUGUUUGUUAUUGAGUUUUGUGGGGUUUAUAUUCUUAUUGUUUUCUGCUUUUUGACAUCAAACCAAGGUGAUUGGGAAAUUUGGAAAGGUAAUGACAGUUAUGUUUGCUUAUACAUGGAAAUUGGUGUCUGGUGUGAAUUGUUAUUCUAGACCCUGUAUUUGUUACUUAGUAAUGCUAGUGAUCCCUCCCCGUAAAAAUUAUGGUCUUUCCAUUAUGUAAUUAUGAUUUGUGGGUUAGAGUGUGCAUACU